AUGUCGGUUCUCCUGGAGACCAGUGCUGGUGAUGUUGUAAUCGACCUUUUAGUCGACCAUGCGCCGAAGCUAUGCGAAAACUUUCUCAAGCUUUGCAAAGUCAAAUACUACAACUUCUCUCCCGUUCACUCCGUUCAGAAGAAUUUCUCCUUCCAGACAGGCGAUCCUCUCGGGCCUCUUUCUAAAGAUUCUGAUGGCGGUUCUUCAAUAUGGGGUCAUAUCUCUGGCGACCCGACAAAACGAACAUUUCCGGCCUUUUUCCACCCGAAGCUAAAACAUCUCGAGCGAGGCACAGUCAGCAUGGCUACAGCCCCCCUUCAGUCCGACCCUGAUACACGUGUGGCUGGCUCCCAGUUUAUCAUCACGCUGGGCGAGGAUACGGACUAUUUGGAUGGAAAAGCAGCAAUCUUCGGAAAGGUCGUCGAAGGUUUCGAGAUAUUGGACAAGAUCAACGAGGCAAUCGUGGACGAGAAGGGUUACCCGCUCAUCGACAUUCGAAUCAAACAUACUGUUAUUCUGGACGAUCCCUACGCCGACCCACCAGGCUUAAGAGAACCGAGCUCAAGCCCACCUCCAACCAGCGAGCAGCUAAAAACUGUCCGUAUCGCAGAUGAGGCAGCGUUGCACGAAGAUGAUAAUGUCGACGAGGCAGAACUAGAAAGGAGGCGUCGUAAUCGCGAGGCCCAGGCGCAAGCUCUCACCCUUGAAAUGAUGGGAGAUUUGCCUUUUGCCGAAGUGAAGCCUCCGGAGAACGUCCUGUUCGUCUGUAAGCUGAAUCCUGUGACAGGAGAUGAAGACCUGGAGCUCAUCUUUGGCCGAUUUGGCAAGAUCUUGAGCUGUGAAGUUAUUAGAGAUCAAAAGACGGGUGACAGUUUGCAAUAUGCAUUCAUCGAAUAUGAUGACAAAGCCUCUUGCGAGGCAGCUUACUUCAAGAUGCAAGGAGUUCUAAUCGAUGAUCGACGUAUUCACGUGGACUUUUCUCAGAGUGUUAGCAAAUUGAGUGAUGGAUGGCGAAAAGAUGCCAAUAACAAACGCAGAGCGACUGCUGGACGUGGUGGUUGGGGAGGUGUUGAUGAGCUUGAAAAGCGUCGUCAGUACCGCGGUGAAGGAGAGAAGGUCACAGGCAACAACUACAGAAUGGUUUAUGGAGACGAGGAGAUGAAGGGCAAGGUUGGACGUAAUGGAUCCAAACAACAAACGACCGACGAGCCUCCUCUAAGAUCACACGAUGAAGGCGGGCCAUCACAGCAACGAAGCAGGAGUCGUAGUCCACGACCAACAAACCGGGGACAGGAUCCGUAUCGCAAACCACGAGAUCAUCGCCGAGGCGGCGAGAGACAAGACGGAGAUCGUCAAGAUGAAGAUAGACGUCGAUAUCGGGACCGGAACCACGAUCGCCGAGACCAAGGUAGAGAAAAGGGUCGAUUUGGGAGGGACGACUAUGACCGUAGGUCAAGGAGAUAA
Molecule: messenger RNA, 1464 nt
Organism: Fusarium sp. VM40
Lineage: Eukaryota; Fungi; Ascomycota; Sordariomycetes; Hypocreales; Nectriaceae
Source: the annotation of a GenBank genome assembly